UUUGUAAAUAUCUUCUGUUUGCCCUUGAUCUUUUCCUUAUCCCCACCCGGUGCUGAUCCAGCAAACGUUUAAAGGUCGCCUUAUCAGACAUGUAGCCUUUCAAACUAUUCCCAUACCAUGUUGGGGAGAACACGAAUGGCUUGGAAAUAGGGUUCCAGACUUUAAAAGGAGAUUAUUUGAAGCAAGAAAUAAAAAAGCCGUGUAGUCACAUUGUUAAUGUCAAAAUCCUUUAACUUUGAUUUCUCUAAUCUUUAGCGACAGCUAUGCUAAAUUUUGUUCUUAGUGAUGCAGUGCAGAAAAGCCCACAGUUAAUUGAAAUUCUCUUUGGGCUUUUAACUUGAUGCAAAAACAAUCCCCAUAUUUUGUUUUAUUGGAUCUUUUUGACAAAGGUGUGUGGGGUGUGUGUGUGUGUUUAUACCCAGGUACUGCAGGAUUUGUGUUAGCAGUUUGUGUGCCAAUGCCAGAUUCUCGUCCUUUCUCUAACUAGACAGCUAAAUUUCUCUUUUGUCCUUUGUGAAGGAGUGACAACCAUAUCUUACAUUAAAUAUAAAAUGGAGUCCUGGAGAAGGAGAAAGGCAAUCCAGUUUGAGGCUGUCAAAAGCCCUGUUAGCCCAGGAACUUUUUGAAACCUGAGUUACAGACGGUGCGAUACAAUAAUUGAGUAUAUAAUUGCAUCUUGCGUCUGAAAACAGAGAAUAAUUUGUAGAAAGAGAAGAAACUGUGAAUUAAUUAUCAGUCUUGGCCACCCUUCUGACAGAACAUACGGGCAGCUAUUAUGUAUGUGCUGACUGCAUUUCAGUGUGAGCUCUGGAUGUGCACAGCAGACAUUUUCUCCUCAGUUUGCAUCAUUUCACCCGCACAUAGUAGAGGGAGAUUUGCUUGGACUUAAAAAUAAAUGUUGCAUCAUUUUAGCUAUUUGUAAGAAACUAUCUAAAGCAACUGUUAAGAUUAUUAUAUUUCUGCAGCCUACAGUUGCAGGCAAUAUGUUUCUAGAUUUCAAAGUGAUAAAUGACCCUUGGACUAAGACCUUUCAGGCUAAACUAAUGGUCUGGUACUAAAUUUUGCAGCUGAGUACUAUAAAUCAUCCAAAUACAGGUUGAUAAUUGAACCAUUGACACGCUUGGCAGUUCUGUGAUGUCUUCAAAAUGAUCCUUGCUGCUUUGUGAAUAACUAAACACCCAGCUCACGUGAUUUGGAAGUGCCUCAUGCUGCAUAUGUAAACACAGGCCCAUCCUCUCCAGUGUUGUUUGAACAAGAGCACUCAAGGUGAAGGAUAAUAAUCAACUUGAAUCAGCAUUUUCAAUGAAAUUUUGUUUCCCUGUGGCAUCUUGAACACUUUCUUCUUCGGGUUUUGAAACAGACUUAUAACUCUGUGGCACAGCAGCUAUGCAGCUUGAAAUCCAAGUAGCACUCAAUUUUAUUAUUUCAUAUUUGUACAAUAAGCUUCCCAGACGACGUGUCAACAUUUUUGGUGAAGAGCUUGAAAGACUUCUGAAAAAGAAGUAUGAAGGGCACUGGUAUCCAGAAAAGCCAUACAAAGGAUCAGGGUUUAGAUGUAUUCAUAUAGGGGAGAAAGUGGACCCAGUCAUAGAGCAAGCAUCCAAAGAGAGUGGUUUGGACAUUGAUGAUGUUCGCGGCAACUUGCCUCAGGAUCUUAGUGUUUGGAUUGACCCGUUUGAGGUUUCAUACCAAAUCGGUGAAAAGGGACCAGUGAAAGUGCUUUAUGUGGAUGAUAAUGAAAAUGGAUGUGAGUUGGAUAAGGAAAUCAAGAACAGCUUUAACCCUGAGGCCCAGGUGUUCAUGCCUAUUAGUGACCCAGCAUCUUCAGUGUCCAGUUCUCCUUCUCCUCCCUUUGGUCACUCAGCUGCUGUGAGCCCGACCUUCAUGCCCCGCUCUACUCAGCCUUUAACCUUCACCACUGCCACAUUUGCUGCCACCAAGUUUGGCUCAACCAAAAUGAAGAAUAGCGGCCGUGGCAACAAGGUCGCCCGCACCUCUCCCACAAACCUGGGCUUGAAUGUCAAUGACCUGCUGAAGCAGAAAUCCCUCUCCUCCUCCAUGCACUCUCUCUAUGGGCUCGGCCUAGGCAGUCAGCAACAGCAACAGCAGAAGACUUCUGCUCUCUCUCCUAAUGCAAAGGAGUUCAUUUUCCCCAACGUGCAGGGUCAAGGUAGUACCAGUAGCAUCUUUCCUGGUGACAGCCCCCUUAACCUCAGUCCUCUCCAGUACAGUAAUGCCUUUGAUAUGUUUGCAGCCUAUGGAGGUCUAAAUGAGAAGUCUUUUGUGGAUGGCUUGAAUUUUAGUUUAAACAACAUGCAGUAUUCUAACCAGCAAUUCCAGCCAGUUAUGGCUAACUGAAAAUAAACUGAAAGUGAAAUCCAAGUAAAUACUAUUGUACAAGUUGAAGUGCACGUACCCAAGGGUGUAUCUUUUUUCCCACCUCUUGAGAUUUUUUUUAAGGCUUGUAGUAUGAAUACAUUCAGGCUUGGUUAGAUAAAUACAACAUGCAUCAUUUUUUCAUUUGCCAACCAAGCACAAAAUUAUUUUAUACUGACUGUACAUUACAAAAAUAUACUCUCAAAAAUAUGGCCUCUUACAGUAUUUAAGAUAUAGCAAGGAAGUGGCUAAUUUUUUCAUGUGUAUAUAUAUGUGUGCUCAGACAUAUAUGUAUAUGUAUUAAAAAAUUGGCACUAAUAGGUGGGUUUAUUGGUCUUUUUCUAAUUGUAUAAUUUAAUUUAGUACAAAGUUUGUAAAAUAUCAGAGUAUAUAUAUUGUUUCUACAACAUGGUAUUGCAUUUAUAUCUUUUUACUACAGUGAUCUGUGACAGCUGCAGCAGCUUCAUGUUGUAUUUUUUUUACUGAAAUUGUAAGAUAUCCAUCUUAAAGACAUCAAUUCUAAAAAAAGUAAAAAAGUUGUGUACAGAAUAUUCCUUAGUGGUGGAAUUAAAAUAAUAUUUGCUUUUUUCAAAAGAAACACAAAUUGUAUUUUCUGUUAAAAGUUUAAAGAUUUUUGCUAUAUAUUAUGGAAGAAAAUGUAAUCGUAAAUAUUAAUUUUGUACCUACAUUGUGCAAUACUUGAAAAAAGGUAUAAAAGUAUUUUGAGUCAGUGUCUUACAUGUUAAGAGGGACUGAAAUAGUUUAUAUUAAGUUUGUAUUAAAAUUCUUUAAAAUUA
Molecule: messenger RNA, 3173 nt
Organism: Passer montanus (Eurasian tree sparrow)
Lineage: Eukaryota; Metazoa; Chordata; Aves; Passeriformes; Passeridae
Gene: TOB1
Product: transducer of ERBB2, 1
Exons: 2
Coding region: 1387-2358 (323 amino acids)
Biological process (GO): regulation of gene expression
Cellular component (GO): cytoplasm; nucleus
Molecular function (GO): transcription corepressor activity
Source: RefSeq, a predicted model, not a curated record